UCAGAAGUUGACGUUUCAGUUGUGCGCUAUGGGUUGAUUAUUUUUGGAUUUUAGUUUUAUAAAAUAUGGCUCAAUUGCUUUAUGUCAUUGCUAGCUUACACGUGUUACUAUGCCCAUUUACAAAAGUCGAAGAAAGUUUCAAUAUACAAGCAUUUCACGAUAUUUUAUAUCAUCGACAUAACCUCUCACAGUAUGACCACAAUGAGUUCCCGGGAGUGGUGCCGCGUACAUUCGUCGGACCGCUUAUUAUUUCGGCUCUAUCGGCGCCUAUGGCCGCAAUUUUUCAUCUGUUUGGGAUAAAUAAGUUUUGGAUGCAGUAUGUUGUGCGUCUAGUAUUAGCAUUGACAGUGAUUGGAGCAUGGACGCGGCUGAGGAACACGCUUCAGAAACAGUUUGGGAACACAUUUGCUUGGUGGUUCACUUUAAUAACAGUCACACAGUACCACUUCAUGUUUUACAUGAGCCGUCCACUACCUAAUAUUCUAGCACUACCCCUUGUGUUGCUAGCCUUUGAAGGAUGGAUAUCAGGCAAUCGCAAGCAGUUCCUGAUAUCAGCGGGGGGCAGCAUGAUCAUCUUCCGGUCGGAGCUGGCGGUGCUGUUCGGACUGUUCCUUAUCAUUGAUAUGUACUUUAACAAGAUUGACUUCAAAACGUUGCUCAAAAUAGUGUUACCGGCCGGCGCGGGCCUGGUGGCGCUGACCGUGGUGGUGGACUCCGUGUUCUGGGGGCGGCUGCUGUGGCCCGAGGCUGAGGUGUUCUGGUACAACACCGUGAUGAACAAGAGCUCCGAUUGGGGUACUUCCCCAUUCCUCUGGUACCUAUACUCGGCGCUGCCCCGCGGGCUCGGCCCGAGCUUGCUCCUAGCGCCCCUAGGCGCGUACCUAGACAAGCGAAUGGUGCAAGUGGUAGCUCCGGCCCUUGUCUACGUGUUGCUGUACUCAAUGUUGCCGCAUAAAGAGCUGCGGUUCAUUAUAUACGUGUUCCCGUUGUUCAAUAUGGCUUCCGCUGCGGCCUGCUCUUAUAUAUUCACUCGCCGAACGAAAGCGCCGAUCUUUGAGCUCCUAUUCUGGGGCACCGUUGUGGUAGUGGUCGGCAAUGUGCUGCUAUCAGUCGCCUUCGUGUCCGUAGCCAUGACCAACUACCCGGGCGGGGUCGCCAUGACGAGAUUUCACAAGCUCCUAAAGAACGAACCCUACGUCCACGUACAUAUCAGCAACUUGGCAGCACAGACCGGCGUCACUAGGUUCACACAGAUCCACAACCAUUGGCAAUACAGCAAAAACGAAUCUCUCGACGCAGACCAAUUACAACAGUACACCCACCUCCUAAUAGAAGCUAAGAGUAAAUAUUCACCAAACCUCAAAGCAUUCACACAUACGCAUACAGUUCUAGAGGGUAUAGAUACGUUUUCUGCAGUUUCCCUAAAUUAUAAACUUUUACCUCCGAUCAAAAUAAAAACUCGCCCAGCGCUGUUUAUUCUACAGAGGAGAGAUUUUCGUGAAUUUCCACAUGGUCAUAAAGUACGUAUUGAUAGCAGUGGUCGAGAAGAAUCGGAUUUAAGUAGACCUCCAGACGACGGUAUGUACAAUGAAUUGGAAACAGAAUAUGCUAAUUAUGAUAGUUCUGAAUCUGAAGGUGUGCCAGAUGAAGAACAAUUUGUUGAAGAAGAAGUACGAACAGUUGAAAUUGAAGAGCCAAUAGUUAAAGCAGAAAAUAUUGUUGAAACUGAAGAAGAAUCACCUGCAGAAGACGAGACAGCUAACGAUGCAAGUGAUCUACCCGUCGAAGACAGUAUUGGCGAAAUAGACAACACAGUACCUGUUCAAGAAAUUGAAGAGAAGGAAGAAUCUAAAAAGUCAAAAGUUAAGAAAGCAAUUGAAGAGUUGAAAAGUUUGAGAAAAGAGAAAAAACGAAAAGCGAUAGCGAAAAUAAAAUCUGAAACUCGUAAAGAGGUCGUGGCAUCUGCUAAAGAAAAGCUCAGGGAGUUGAUGAGACGACACAAAAAGAUUGCAGAGGAACUCUCUGGUGACGGUGUUGGUACAGAACAUAUAGUUGAAGAAGAUGGCAGAGGUGAUAUACCUGAAGAAAUACAGGAAACCGUCGUUGACGAUCUAACUCAAGUUUAUGCUGAAAAUCAUGUUGAACAGGAUGUUACUGAAAAUAUUAAAGUUAAUGACGAAACGGCGGGCACAAAUAAAAACAUAGACGAAAUAGUGGAAGAAGUUAUAGCUAGACUUAUAGAUAGGAAAAUAUAUGACGAUAAAACUAAACCAGAGGAUAUCAAAGCCGAGGACAGGCAAGUGAUCCAACAGAUUGUAGAAGAGGUCCUAGCAGAGAAAAUUAACUAUACUAGAUUUGAUCAGUAAUUGUUUUUAGUAUUUACUGACAUUGUUACAGUUACUAAUUUGAUCUCGGAUAUAGUUAUCUAACUGACUACCUUACCGUCAGAUUAAAAUAAC
Messenger RNA from Cydia splendana, 2459 nucleotides. It is a transcript of the gene Alg12, whose product is annotated as probable Dol-P-Man:Man(7)GlcNAc(2)-PP-Dol alpha-1,6-mannosyltransferase. Gene Ontology annotation, biological process: protein N-linked glycosylation. NCBI's taxonomy places the organism in Eukaryota, Metazoa, Arthropoda, Insecta, Lepidoptera, Tortricidae. Gene Ontology annotation, molecular function: alpha-1,6-mannosyltransferase activity. Bases 66 to 2366 code for a protein of 766 amino acids. The record is from RefSeq and is a predicted model, not a curated record. The transcript has 8 exons. Gene Ontology annotation, cellular component: endoplasmic reticulum membrane.